AGGAUUGCAAGCUCAGUAAGAGAAGGCUUCAAUGGAUCUAGUUGUGGUCCUGGUGCUCAGUCUGUCCUUUUUGCUUCUCCUUUCACUCUGGAAGCAGAGCCAUGGGAGAAGGAGGCUCCCUCCUGGACCCACCCCUUUCCCAAUUCUUGGAAAUAUCCUGCAGUUAGAUGUUAAAGACAUCAGCACAUCGUUAACCAAUCUUUCAAAAGUCUAUGGCCCUGUGUUCACUGUGUAUUUGGGCAUGGAGCCCACUGUGGUGAUGCAUGGGUAUGAAGCAGUAAAGGAAGCCUUGGUUGACCUUGGAGAGGAGUUUUCUGGAAGAACCAAUUUCCCAGUGACUACAAAACUUAAUCAAGCAUCUGGAGUUAUUUUCAGCAAUGGAAAGAGAUGGAAAGAGAUGCGGCGCUUCUCGCUCAUGACCUUGAGGAAUUUUGGGAUGGGGAAGAGGAGCAUUGAGGAACGAGUUCAAGAGGAAGCCCGCUGCCUUGUGGAGGAGCUGAGAAAAACCAAUGCCUCACCCUGUGACCCUACCUUUAUCCUGGCCUGUGCUCCUUCCAAUGUGAUCUGCUCCGUGAUUUUCCAGAACCGAUUUGACUACAGAGAUCCAAAGUUCCUGAACUUGAUGGGGAAAUUCAAUGAAAACUUCAAGAUUCUGAAUUCCCCAUGGUUGCAGUUCUGCAAUAUUUUUCCUAUUCUCAUGGAUUAUCUCCCAGGGAGUCAUAACAAAGUCAUUAAAAACUUUGCUGAAAUAAGAGGUUAUAUUUUGGAGAAAAUAAAAGAACACCAAGAGUCCUUGGACAUAAACAACCCUCGGGAUUUCAUUGACUGUUUCCUUAUCAAAAUGGAACAGGAAAAGAACAAUGAGCAGUCUGAAUUCACAACUGAAAGCUUGAUUGGCACUAUAACUGAUUUGUUUGUGGCUGGGACAGAGACAACAAGCACCACUCUGAGAUAUGGGCUCCUCCUCUUGCUGAAGCACCCGAAGGUCACAGCUAAAGUGCAGGAGGAGAUCGAGCAUGUGAUUGGCAGACACCGGAGCCCCUGCAUGCAGGACAGGAGCCGCAUGCCCUACACGGAUGCCACAGUGCAUGAGAUCCAGAGAUUCAUUGAUCUCAUCCCCAACAACGUGCCCCGUGCAACAACUUGUAACGUUAAAUUCAGAAACUACCUCAUCCCUAAGGGCACAUCCAUCAUAGCAUCACUGACUUCUGUGCUGUACGAUGACAAAGAGUUCUCCAACUCUCAGAUGUUUGACCCUGGCCACUUCCUGGAUGACAGAGGCAAUUUUAAGAAAAGUGACUACUUCAUGCCUUUCUCAACAGGAAAACGAAUGUGUGUGGGAGAGGGCCUGGCCCGCAUGGAGCUGUUUUUAUUCCUGACUGCCAUUUUACAGAAAUUUACCCUGAAACCAUUGGUUGACCCAAGGGAUGUUGACACAACCCCAGUUUUCAAAGGGUUUGGCCACGUGCCACCCUUGUACCAGCUCAGUUUCAUUCCUGUUUGAAGAGGGGCAGGUCAUGUGCCUGCUGCUGGGUUGUCAUCUGCAACGCCCCUCUCCCAGGCACCAUCCGACUGUUUCCCCUAUCCUGAUGCCUUCUCUUUGAUCUGUCCUCUGACAUUUUCUCCUUUAUCAAGAUCCACCCUCCAUUAGAGAGAGUUUUUUGGGUCUUUUCACAAAUAUGUAUCUAUUAUUCCUUAUAGUCUAUAACUCUUACAUUGACUAUCACAUAGGCUAAUACUCAUCUAAUGCUGUGUUAUUAAUAUGCUAUCACUGUAAAAUUGAACAAGAUGAUUUGCAUUUGAUAAUUCAGAACUAUUUCCCCUCUGUAUGUUCUAGAUAGCUACAUUAUUGAUUUUUGGAUGAGUUCUCAGAUUUUCCUUCUCUUGUAUAUAAUGUGCCUAAGGAGUGAAAGAAAAUAGGGCCUCAAGAAUUGAGGCUGGUCCUCAUAAUGUUAAGUAUCAACAGGCUCCAUAAACUUGUGUAAUUAUUUGUCAAUUAGGUAUAAAAUAAAAAUUUUAAAAAGUUUGUUAUUUCUUAGGUAUGGCCAAAUAAUUCUACCCUUGCCAUAUACUCAAAAGAAAUGAAUGCAAGGUAUCUAAGAGGUAUUUAUAUACUUGUUCAUAGUAGCAUUAUUCACAAUAACCAAAAGAUGGAGGAACAUCAUGGGUCCCUUGAGGAAAUAAUGGAAGGUCUUCCUGGCUUCUAUAUGUGUGAGAGUGGGGAAUUACUGUUUAAUGAUACAAAGUUAUAUUUUCAAGAUGAAAAAAGAGUUCCCAAGAUGGUGGUGGUGAUUGCAUAAUAAUGUGAAUGUACUUAAUGCAAUCAAACUGUGUCCUAAAAUAAUUAAAAUGGUAAAUUUUA
This is a messenger RNA of Lepus europaeus (European hare), 2362 nucleotides long. Its product is annotated as cytochrome P450 2C1-like. Gene Ontology annotation, molecular function: iron ion binding; oxidoreductase activity, acting on paired donors, with incorporation or reduction of molecular oxygen, reduced flavin or flavoprotein as one donor, and incorporation of one atom of oxygen; heme binding. Bases 32 to 1504 code for a protein of 490 amino acids. NCBI's taxonomy places the organism in Eukaryota, Metazoa, Chordata, Mammalia, Lagomorpha, Leporidae. Gene Ontology annotation, biological process: xenobiotic metabolic process. The transcript has 9 exons. Gene Ontology annotation, cellular component: cytoplasm; intracellular membrane-bounded organelle. The record is from RefSeq and is a predicted model, not a curated record.